This is a messenger RNA of Alternaria atra, 570 nucleotides long. RefSeq lists its product as uncharacterized. Lineage: Eukaryota; Fungi; Ascomycota; Dothideomycetes; Pleosporales; Pleosporaceae. The record is from RefSeq and is a predicted model, not a curated record. The transcript has a single exon. Bases 1 to 570 code for a protein of 189 amino acids.
AUGACUACAACUAGUCUCUUCUCCCGCGCUUACACGGGACUUCGUGUCCCAAAGAAGAUACGCGGCUUCCUUGCCUUACCUGGAGAGAUCAGGAACCAGAUAUACGAUUACUACUUUGACUCGGAGCGUCGCUGUGAGAUUGCCAGCAAAGGAUCCCAAUUCACGCAGCGAAAGCCGCAGACUGUCAAGUUGUCGUCAAAUCUAGUUCCUACGAACAAGACCACCCCAGCAACUAGUGUUCAACCAAUUACUGUUCCUCCUACGGUGGUCCGCUUCUCGGGACCACUUGGUAAGUACAAUGCUGUCCAAGGUCUGCGAACGAACUGGUCAGGCUCUUUAUCCGCCCUCAGUCUCGUGUGCAAGAAAGUUUCCAUGGAGACAGCGCCUUUCCUCUAUCAGAAAACAGUCUUUGUCUUCGACGCGCCGAAGCGCACUGAAAACUUCUUCAAGUUCGCCUCAAGCAUUCACAUGGGGAGCAUCACCAAGUUGCAUCUCCACUACAACACCUAUGGCGACCCUUGGGAAAUGAAAAACAUGAUUUGGCAGGAGAAGCACAGCCGAAGUUGGUGA